Molecule: messenger RNA, 1014 nt
Organism: Parathielavia appendiculata
Lineage: Eukaryota; Fungi; Ascomycota; Sordariomycetes; Sordariales; Chaetomiaceae
Product: mitochondrial carrier
Exons: 4
Coding region: 1-1014 (337 amino acids)
Biological process (GO): transmembrane transport
Cellular component (GO): membrane
Molecular function (GO): ADP transmembrane transporter activity
Source: RefSeq, a predicted model, not a curated record
AUGGCCGCACAGUCGAAGCCCGCCCCAAUUGGGCCCUGGGGCAAAGCGACGGCCGGUGCAGCAGGCGCAGUCCUCGCCAAUGCGCUUGUCUACCCUCUAGACCUCGUCAAGACGAAGCUCCAGGUUCAAGUGAAGCCCAGCGGCGCCGCGAAUACCGAUGCGAAAUCCAAUGAGCCGCUGUACAACGGGACAUGGGACGCCUUGUCCAAGAUUGCUUCUGCCGAAGGUAUCGCCGGCUUGUACGCCGGUAUGAGCGGUUCUCUGAUUGGUGUUGCCUCGACCAACUUCGCCUACUUCUACUGGUACUCGGUUGUGCGCACGCUGUACCUCAAGUCCGCCAAGGCCGCAGGCCCGCCGUCUACUGUCGUCGAGUUGUCGCUGGGCGCUGUCGCGGGGGCGCUUGCCCAGCUUUUCACGAUCCCUGUCGCCGUCAUCACGACCCGGCAGCAAACACAAAGUAAAGAGGACAGGAAGGGCAUCAUUGACACGGCUCGUGAAGUCAUAGAGGGAGAGGACGGCAUCACUGGGCUCUGGAGAGGAUUGAAGGCCAGUUUGGUGCUGGUAAUCAAUCCGUCCAUCACAUAUGGCGCGUAUGAGCGCUUGAAGGAGGUUCUCCUUCCGGGAAAGAAAAAUCUUUCGCCCUGGGAGGCAUUCGCUCUCGGUGCCAUGUCCAAAGCGCUUGCGACCAUCGUCACCCAGCCCCUGAUUGUGGCCAAGGUCGGGCUGCAAUCGAAGCCGCCCCCAUCGAGACAAGGGAAGCCGUUCAAGAGUUUCGUCGAGGUUAUGCGGUUCAUCAUCGAGAAUGAGGGCCCUCUGAGCCUAUUCAAGGGAAUGGGCCCACAAAUCCUCAAAGGCUUGCUAGUCCAGGGCAUCCUGAUGAUGACCAAGGAGCGUGUCGAGCUCAUGUUUGUCCUCUUCGUUCGCUAUCUUCAAGGCCUGCGGUCACGGAGACUCGGAAGGGCUGGUGACCUGGCGGCUGCCGCCAAACUCGUAGCGCCUGUGACUGUCAAGUAA